Molecule: messenger RNA, 1705 nt
Organism: Aphanomyces astaci
Lineage: Eukaryota; Oomycota; Saprolegniomycetes; Saprolegniales; Verrucalvaceae
Exons: 11
Coding region: 8-1516 (502 amino acids)
Source: RefSeq, a predicted model, not a curated record
CUUCGAGAUGACCCGCGAUGUAUUGGCAGGGCUCGAUGCCGACGGGUGUGGUAUCCUGCACUACGCGUCGGGCAACGUACUGGCAGUUGUGAGUCGAGUGAAUGGCGGCAAGUAUACCCAACUAUUCGACGAUGCAGAAUCCAACAGCGCCCAUGUGCAGCUGCUCGCCGCGUUCAACUAUGCUGGCAUCGGGUUUGCCAACUUUCGAUCCGGAGCUCACCGACUGGUGACGACCAAACCGGGGGUGCUCGUGCUCCACGAAGACGGAUCCAUGGCCCAGGAAUAUCCAUGGGGGAAGGCGUCGCCAGACACGCCGCUGCCGUCGCCCAUCGAAUUCAACUUGAAUGCGAUCCUGUCGUUUCGGUGCACGAGCAAAGCCAACAUCCAAGUGACAUUGCAACGGGACGGCCAUUUUGUGUUUGAGCUGGGCCACACGGCGUCGCGAUACGACACUUACCUGAGCAAAGUGCUGCACCAACGCGUCGACGGAUCGCUCGUGUUAGACAUCCACCCCCCGACGCUCAUCCAGCGCCAAGUAGCGUUCCAAGUGACGGACCCCGUGAAGAAGGCUCAACGCCACAACUGGGCGUUGCCCCGGCUGUCCUCCAGCGGACGAGAAGCAGAGCGAGUCCGGCCGCGGGAGCAUUUGCAGACGGUUCUGGACACGAACAACGCCCUGGUGGAUCGGUUGAAUGCGUUCACGACUUGCAUCACGGCGAAUGUGGCCGCGGAGUGUCAUCGGCAGCGCCAGAUCCCAUCCAAGAGCUUCUACUCGCCCAUUUCAAAGCCGUGCUUUGUGCCCCGGGCCAAAGUGAAGCGGCCGAUUGUCAUGUCGAAGCACCUCCCACGGCUCCACCCACAGCAUCUUGAUCGAUUCCUCUCGACUGUCAAAAGCACCCAGCUCGUCGUUGUGCUAUGCUCGAACUUGUCCACGUCCGACUGCAUCGCCGCUGAAAAGAUGCUCGCCAAAUUUGAACACGAUUGGGCAGCGGAGGACGACCUUAUCGCAGCGACAAAGCCGCCGGUAGUCGCCCCUGUGGUUCCCGUACCAGUCCCUGACACUACCCCUAUCCCCAAAUCACCAACGAACAAGCCCGGAAAACCCAAAAGUACCCCCACAGGUCCUGCUGCUCCCAACCCACCACCCACUACACCUGGAGCCAGCACCGACGCAGUUGCUGCUGUCCUAGUACCAGUGACUAGUACUACUACUAGUAUGGAGAUCACGUCAUUGUCCAAAGUCUCCAGGGCAGAUAUUGAUCCUGCUCCCGAAAGAAGUCAGAGCACCAAGCGCAUCGUUCUCGUCGACUGCUCCACGUCGACCCUUCUCGCGCGGCGGCAUAACUUUAGCGUGUAUCCAAUGUACUUGAUGUACUUUGGAGGCCAGUUGGGGUUCUGCUCCAACACGUUCAACGGGUUUGGCCGCACGGACGUGGACUUUUUACUGCAGGUGAAAACAACGCUAAGGAAUUGCCAGCGCAACAUUUUUCUCCCACCCACCUUUCGGUUUCCAUAACGAUAGAACUCUAAAAGCUGUGAUCAACACGUUUGCCACAACAAAUUUGCACAUUUGUGGUAUUUAAACCAGAACACGAGCUCGACGCAUCCUGGACGUUGUCAUGUGUAUCAAGGCGACUGUAACGUUACCUACAGCUUAUGAUUGCCCUCUGCCACAUUUGAGUUGUUGGCUGGUUCAACUAUACGG